Messenger RNA from Triplophysa dalaica, 6276 nucleotides. Its product is annotated as transcription initiation factor TFIID subunit 4-like. Gene Ontology annotation, biological process: DNA-templated transcription; transcription initiation at RNA polymerase II promoter. Gene Ontology annotation, cellular component: transcription factor TFIID complex. Lineage: Eukaryota; Metazoa; Chordata; Actinopteri; Cypriniformes; Nemacheilidae. The transcript has 15 exons. The record is from RefSeq and is a predicted model, not a curated record. Gene Ontology annotation, molecular function: RNA polymerase II general transcription initiation factor activity; DNA binding; protein heterodimerization activity. The coding region runs from base 561 to 3335 and encodes 924 amino acids.
AUAAAUCAUUGAGAGAAAAGAGUGAUUAAGAAAACCUAAAUUGACUUUAUUGGCUGGAAGGAGAGUAUUUUUAUCUCUCUAAACACAUACGUCUAUCUUGUAAAUUCAUCGUGUUUACUGUACAUUUCGUCACAUUUUUGGCAGCUUCAGCAGCUGCAUCGUCACUUUUGUCUUUUAUAUUUUUUUAAUGAUAUUGAUAUUUUAAUUUCUAAUAGGCCAAUAUUUUCUUUCAUUUUAUUCGUAUCGUGUGUAUUUACAAAUAGUAAAAUUAACGCACAAAUAACUACUCUCUAAAUCUCUUUUUUUCAGGAAUGUAUGCGUCUCUCUAUCCAUAAUUACAAAUAAAAUUAUACAAUGUAGAAACGUAUAAAUGCUACAAAAGUCAAAUAUAUAUAUAUAUCCUCUAACUGUACUCGUUCAUCGCCUUGAGUUGUAACAGCGCGGAUAACUGUUUUGGUCCUCUGACGUCACAUGCAUUCCCACAAUGCCAUAGUAACACGACUGCGCACUCGCUCUCGUGGACGCGCACCAGCAGACAGCCCAUCGCACACAGAGCAAACAUGGCGGGCGCCUCCGACCCUCUGGAAGACAUGCUCUUCUCCGAGGUGGACGAGAAAGCCGUGAGCGAUCUGGUGGGCUCGUUGGAGUCCCAGCUGGUGGGCCAGAACGACCCGGCCAUCGCAGCGCCCCAAAGCACCCAGUCGGGCUGUGGAAACACCCACUCGGGCAGCGCGAAGCAGCAGACGGGAGGAAAAGCGCAGCUGGCUGCCCGUUUAGACGCUCCAUCAGAACCACCACAACAACAAGCAGCAGGGACGCCACCACAGCAGCACGGGCGCAAAGCUGCAGGCAACCCGGAUUCUGACCCGAAAGAGCCCGGCGGGGAUAAACACGCCAAAGCAGCGGAUAAGGAGAGCAGCCUGAAAUCACAUGGCAACAUCAUCACGAUCACUACAACGGCGACAGCAUCCUCCGACGGGGUAUCGGUUCCUGCGCCGGGCAACAAAGGUGAGAGCCCCAGGGACACCCGUAAGAAACACCCGGCGAACAGUCGCGCGCUGCGCACAGCAGCUUCAAACAGUCUCAAUGGCAACGGAGGAAGCGCAGCAUCAGCACCAUCAUCAUCCAGCGGAUCUUGCUCUCCGCCACCCAGCACAGUGACCCUACCGUGUCCGAACAGCGCGACUUCAACCGUGUCCGGUAAUCCUCAAAUGACGCCCACUAUCGCGCUGCAACGACUCCCGCGUCACAUCAUCGCAAGCAUCGCGCAGAACGGGAACGGCACCUCCGUGACCGCGCUGGUCCAGCAGGGCGCAGCGGGUGGUCAGGCGAACCACGGCAAACCCGCAGACGCGCCGGAGAAUAACGCGAAACCGGCGGUGCAGUCCGCUUCCGCUGCACCUCCGGUGACUUCAGUGACUCCCGCCGCGGUUUCGGCACCUGUCAAACCCGCGGCCGCUGUCGGCGCGUCUCCGGUGACCCCGCUGAUCAGACCCACGCAGACGCAGACGCAGGCGCGUGCCGCUCCGCCUGCGCAGCAGAGACUCGUGACGCCGCAGCUGAUUGUCAGACCGUCACAACAACAAACAACUAUACAACUGCCCCCCGGAUUCACCAUCCCACCAGGUAUGGUUCUGGUGAGAACAGAGAUGGGUCAGCUGGUCAUGGUUCCUCAACAGGCUCUGGCUCAGGCCCAGAACAGCAUCUCACCACGAGCAUCCACACCCACCAGCGCAAGCACAUUCAGGGUCACGACCCCGCAGUCUCCUGUGAGCACUCAGGCCAUUCGACCUGCUCCCGCCGCUCAGACUAAAAUGAUCUCGUCCAGUUCACCCAACACCACGGCCCAGACCAGCACCUCAACCAGUCCUGCUAAGACCCCCGUGGCAGCGGUCGUGGCAGUGACAGCUCCCCAGCAGGUCCAGCCAGCCUUGGGCCCUCAGGGACCCCUCACUCAGAUGCCACUGGCCCCGCAGACCGCCGCUGCUCCGGCCCCCGGAGCCCCUGUUGUCUCCCAGGAGAUGCAAGAGAACGUGAAAAAAUGCAAGAACUUCUUGGCGACACUGAUCAAACUGGCGUCCCAUAAUUCCCCGUCUCCUGAGACGUCCAAGAACGUGAAGGCGCUGGUGCAGGACCUGCUGGACGCAAAGAUUGAUCCCGAGGAGUUCACCAGUCGUCUGCAGUCUGAGCUGAAGUCGUCUCCGCAGCCUUACCUGGUCCCAUUCCUGAAGAAAAGUCUGCCCGCGCUGCGUCUGUCUCUUCUGAGCAAUCAGCAGUCUCCGAUACAGGUGAACAAAACCGGCGUGUCUCCCGUCCAGACGGUCGUCGGUGUCCGUCCACAACAACCCAACAGCACCGGUCUACAGUCACCAGGCAUUAGGAGAGCAGCGGGUCCUGGAGCUCAGAUAAGAAUGCCUGUGGUGGUCACGCAUACGGUGCGAGCGACAGGGAAGCCGUCAGCCAUCCAAACGGGCAAAGGUCCGGCGGGCAUCACCAUCCAGCUCUCAGGAAACCAGAAGAACAAGCCGAAUGACCCGGGGGGAGGCUCAUUCAGGGAUGACGAUGAUAUCAAUGAUGUGGCGUCUAUGGCUGGAGUUAACCUGAAUGAAGAGAGCGCUCGUAUUCUCGCCACAAACUCUGAUCUGGUGGGCACACAGAUCCGCUCCUGUAAAGACGAGGCCUUCUUACCUCCAGGUCUGUUACAUCGACGGAUACUAGAGACAGCGAAGAGGUUUGGAGUGACAGAAGUGGCGCUGGAGGCGGUGAACUUCAUCUCUCACGCUACCCAGUCCAGAUUGCGAACGGUUCUGGAGAAAGUUUCAUCCAUCGCCCAGCACAGAAUGGACUUGUGUAAGGAGGAUGAAUGGUACGAACAGGCGUCUGAUGUUCGAGCUCAGCUGAAGUUUUUCGAGCAGUUGGAGCGGAUGGAGAAACAGAGGAAGGACGACCGAGAGAGAGAGAUUCUCCUCAGGGCAGCGAAGAGUCGCUCGCGGCAAGAAGAUCCAGAACAGGCCCGUCUGAAGCAGAAGGCAAAGGAGAUGCAGCAGCAGGAACUCGCCCAAAUAAGACAGAGAGAGGCCAAUCUGACGGCGCUCGCCGCCAUCGGCCCGCGGAAGAAACGGAAGGUGGAUUCACCCGGUGCUCCAACAACAGGCUCUGAGGUGUCGGGAAGUUCGGCAGGUUCUCCGGCCGGAUCGUCGGCUCCCUCCAGCUCGUCACGGCAGUAUUCCCGACAGAGAAUAACACGCGUCAACCUCAGGGACUUCAUAUUCUACAUGGAGCAGGAGAGAGAGACGAAUCGAUCGCUGCUGCUUUAUCGCGCUCUCCUCAAGUAGCUAAAGCCAAGCAAACUCUUUACAGACACUGCAGACGAGACGUUCAGCCGACGAUCGACUUUCUUCCAGCCGUGCCUUCAGCUCGCUUCGCAUUCUGUGUCUGUGAUGUCGUCGUUGCUUUUGAUAGAAAACGACAGAAAAUCGUGAAAAAAAGGAAGAUGUCCUCCGUGUUUCCACUGUCAUGUGAUCCAAUGCAUUCAAUGUGUUCAUGAGAGGGAUUCUUUUUAAGCUAAGAGAUGUCUGGCUUUGAGCCAUAUUGGAAGUUUUUUUGUUUUUUUAUGUUUGUUUAUAGCGUGUAAAUGAAUCUCACUGCAAAAAAUCAUUUUCUUCAUCCGUCAGCAUUUGAUUUACUUGAAGCUCAUUUUUAGAGAAUAUCUUUAGCUUCUUGUUAUUGUCAAUUUGCACAUUUCUAUUUAUUUUUGAUGUAAAAACAUCCAACUACAUUUUGUUUGAUUCUUGUUUAAUACAUUUCCAUAGAAUUGACAGUAUUACUUCCUGUAGAUUUACAUCAAUGUAAUUUACUCGCAACAGUUUGUUCAAAGAUAAAUGAACAUUAAACAUUAACAAGUCUUUAUUUUAAAAGAAAAAAACUAUUAAAUAACAGCCUCACUCAAACCAAAAUUAGAAAAAAAAAACAGAAAAAGGUUGAUGAGGAUUCCUGGUUCCCAGAAUGCUCUGCGUGAGGCCGUUAUUUUAUAGAUUUUUCUGUAAAAAUAAAGACUUGUUAAUGUUUAAUGUUCAUUUAUCUUUAAACAAACUGUUGCCAAUACAUGUAUGAAUAUAAAUCUACAGUAAGUUACUGGAAACUAGCUGCAUAAUUACAGCAAAAGUUGUUAUGAUUAUAAAUGUAUGGAUGUUAUGAAAAAGUAUUUUAUUUCACCAUGUAGAAAAAGAUUUUUUGUCGUGGAUCGUAUUCCACAGAAAGCGCUUACAAUGAACGAUCUUUAAGACUCUGAAAUGUCUUGAAGUGAUCGAUGGGCUCUUGUUAAAGAAUUUCCUGUAAACUUUAUGCAGAAAACGUUUUUAAAACGUCAUCAUCAGUGUCCAACCAAUUCACAGUAUUACAACCUCCUUAAAAAUCUUUAAGAAGAUACUUAAACACACAACUGCAAACCCUUUUCUCAGUGAGAUUUCAAUGUAAAUAUGUUUUAUGAUGUUUCUAACAGCAUGUAUAAAUGAUUUCCAAAUGAUAUUUUAGCAGCAAAAUAACGUCUUUAAAUCACGAUCUGAAAGAAAGAAAGAAAUGUUCCUACAAUUUAUCAUGAUGCUUUUACCUUUCAUUGUGUUUUUAUAACUUUUCUAUGCGUCCAAAACAGACCAGUAGUGAUCCGAGCUACAGCAAUACAACACCAAAUUUUACAAAACCGCUGGAUUUCUGCUUGUCUUCAUCAUAAAUUCAACAUCAGCCAUUAUUUUAUUAUUAUAUUCCAUAAUGGGAUGAUUUUUCACAUUUAAAUUAAGCCCCACCCACAACACUAAACAGAGCAUUUCAAUUAGAGAAAACGUUCUGCUUUUAAUAACAUGCACUGAGAAGUCCAUUCUUAUGAUUAUUACCAAAAUCUCACGUAUAAAUCUGGAUUUCACUACCUGGACUGUGUUGUUCCUGUCGUGUUUAGCAGGUUUAUUCUCGCUCCGUGUUAUUUUCAUUCGUUUCUUGUAUGUGUGUCUGGUUUUAUUUUCAAGUUUGUUUUUCAGCAGCAGUGUUGGGCAAGUUACUCUGAAAAAGUAAUUAAUUACUAGUUACUAAUGACAUAUUCAAUAGUGUUAUUAAAUUACUGUACAAGUUACUCUCUCCAAAAAAUAUUUCAUUAAUAAUUGCUUUCUACAUCAACCUUGAGUAGUUAAGUGAUUCAAGGAUAGACAUGAAACAGCUCUUUUAAUUAAUUCAAAUAAAUAAUAUAAAACUACAUAAAGUAGUGUUAUUAACUGACCAAAGUAUCACACAUUAAAAGCACGGAUUUUAAAGUUAGACAUUGAAACAUUAGUCAAUUCCAUUAUAGCCCACACACAUAUUACACAAAGUAUUUAGUUGAAUUACAGCAAAAGUAAUUAAAUUACAGAAAAAUAGAGUAAUCCCUUACUUUACUUUUUCAAGGGAAAAGUCAAUAGAUUACAGUAAAUAAUUACUUAUUAAUUUGUUAUACACAACACUGUUCAGCAGUAGCAGGUGUUAUUCAUGAGCUCAGUGACUUUAGUGUCGUACGGACAGAACUCCAAUCAUUUUGUUAGGGUUUCGCUCUACAUGAAGUCAUGAGAGGUCAAGUUCAGUGUGACCUUUCGGCGUACCGACCCAAUCACUUCCAGAAUGUCAGACCCUCUCUCUCUCUCUCUCUCUAUGCACCAUCAAUCCUGUUGCUUUGUGUGUUUGUGUAAAGAUGUCCAAAAAUGAAAGAACGCACAUUUUGUUCAUGAAGUUUGUUAUUGAUAUCUGAUUGUUUUAGUCUUUAAUGUUUCUGAUGUCCAGCAGAAGUGUGCGUGUAUGUGUCCAUAAAGCACUAGAAGGGAAUUCUUGUUUUAUAUCUAUUUAUAUUGAACCGUCAUUUGCGUCCACGUUUGCCGCGUUUCAGGCAAAACACUUCGUUCCCAACGUUCGACGGUGAGACUGUCGAAAACAAAGCACAAAUGUAUUUGUUGGUUUGUUUAAAAUACUUUUUUCUUAUGGUUUAUGUUUCUGCUGGACACUCUUUCUAUGACUUACGCUUUGUAGCCAAAAUAUUAUUAGGACUCUAUUCUCUUCAUAUUGUAUAACUGAUGUGCACAGCUGGAGUUUAAUGUUUCAAUCUAUGGAUAAUUUGUAUAUAUUGUUUACAAGACUUUGUGUUUAUUAGAACUCUUAUUUUUGGUAAAUUGUACAUAUCCUGGCUGAAAUAUUUCUGUUUGUGUCAACUCACUUCUGUAUUUGUACCUAUUUUGUAAAGGAAUAAAUAAGCUGUUUACUAGA